UGUUAGCUGCUUUUCGUUUACGUGGUCUUGAUUUAAAAUUUGAUGCAUCACAAUUUUUGGUUGAAUUAGCAUCGACUGUACCAUCAGCUUCAUUAACUUCAUGGUUAGAUCAAUUAAUUGAUUUAUUAACAAAACGAAAUCGUAUGUUUAAAUCUUAUUUUAUUUUUUGUUCAUCGGAUAGUAAUAAUAUAGUUUCAUCGUCGAUUGUUGAAAAAAUACUUUUGACAAAUGUUGUUCAAGAAUUAAGAGCUCAACUUUCAAAUGAUUCUCAAAAAGAUAUUGAUAAUGAUCUAUUUGGAACUGCUCGAACACGUUCUGAAGUAUUCUGGGAACGAUAUGAUUUGUUAUUACAACGAACAUUACGACAUGAUGUUUUUUCACAAGUUAAUUUAGCAUCAGGAUCAUCGAAUACAGGACAAAAAUAUCAAUUGAAAACUAUCGAACAUUUAUUAGCUGCUGGUUCGAAAUCAGAAAAAAUUGUUGUACUUGGAAUGUUAUCACAAUUACAUGAGGCAAAAUAUGAUUUACAAGAUCCAACUGGUGUCAUAUCACUUAACCUAGAAAAUGCAACAUUUCAUCCAGGCUUUUAUUUUGAAAAUUGUUUCGUCUUAGUUGAAGGACAAAUUGAUGAUGGAAUAUUUAAUGUUACAGGUAUUGGUUUACCACCACCAGAAACAGCACAAAAUACAAGAUCAUACUUUGGUGAAAUAAAUAUAACAGGAAAUACUCAUGAUCAAAGUGCAAAAACAAAGAUUCGACUUAAAGAAAUUGAAGAAAAAUCUGAUGAUGCUUUUGUCUUUCUUUCGGAUGUUUGGCUUGAUGAUAAAAAGGUUAUGGAACGUAUUGAACAAUUAUUUGAUGGAUUUGCUGAUCAACCACCGUUUGCAUUUAUAUUUUGUGGAAACUUUCUUUCUCGACCAACAGCUAAUCUAUACAUCAACGAUCUGUCAGAUGCUUUUAAAAAUUUUGCUAAACUUGUUGCAAAAUAUCCGGAUAUUUGUGAACGUACACAUUUUAUUUUUGUACCUGGUCCACAAGAUCGACAUGCGCCAAAAAUCUAUCCUCGUGCACCAUUUCCAUCAACAAUUAAUGAUAUAUUAAAAAAACGUAUUCGUCAUCUUCAUCUUGCUACAAAUCCUGUUCGUAUACAAUAUUGUACACAAGAAAUAGUUAUAUUUCGUGAAGAUCUUCUUCAAAAACUUUGUCGUUAUUGUAUCAAAUUACCUUCAGAUAAUUUACCAAUGCAUCUUUGUCAUACGCUUGUUACUCAAGCACAUUUAUCACCAUUGCCUGUUUAUAUGACACCAAUCUAUUGGUCAUAUGAUCAUGCACUUCAUUUAUAUCCAUUACCUGAUUUAAUUGUUGUUUGUGAUAAAUUCAAAUCAAUUACAGAUACAAUUGCUGAUUGUACUAUUAUUAAUCCAGGUUCAUUUGCAAUUAAUAAAUAUUGCUUCAAAGUAUAUUUACCAGCAACACGUGAAAUCGAAGAUAGUCAAAUAACAAAUAUGUAG
Adineta steineri is the source of this 1511-nucleotide messenger RNA. NCBI's taxonomy places the organism in Eukaryota, Metazoa, Rotifera, Eurotatoria, Adinetida, Adinetidae. The record is from the annotation of a GenBank genome assembly.